AUGACAGUUCGCGAUUCUAAAACAGGCGGCAUCACACCGAUUGCGGUUGUGGGUAUGAGUUUCCGCGGACCAGGUGAUGCAACAAACGUUGAGAAAUUGCUAAACAUGAUUUCUGAGGGCAGAGAGAGCCGGGCAGAAGUUCAAGCGAAGAAAUGGGAUCCAGAGGGUUUCUAUCAUCCGGACUCGAGUCGUCAUGGUACUCACAAUGUCGAGUACGGCCAUUGGUUCCAACAGGACGUCUACAAUUUUGAUGCGCCAUUUUUCAACGUGUCGCCAGCAGAAGCUGCUGCACUCGAUCCACAGCAGAGAAUGUUGCUUGAGUGUUCUUAUGAGGCAUUCGAAAACUCUGGAACGCCAAUGUCAAAAAUAGUUGGGACCGAUACUUCUGUGUUUGUAUCCUCAUUUGCGACAGACUACACUGAUAUGCUGUGGAGGGACCCAGAGAGCGUGCCUAUGUACCAAUGUACGAAUUCUGGGUUCUCACGUUCGAAUCUGGCAAAUCGAAUAUCGUACUCAUUCGACUUGAAAGGACCUAGUGUACUAGUUGACACGGCUUGCUCUGGUGGACUGACUGCACUUCAUCUUGCGUGCCAGAGUUUACUUGUUGGCGAUGUGAGACAAGCUCUUGCGGCCGGUUCUAGCUUGAUCUUGGGUCCUGAAAUGAUGGUAACUAUGAGUAUGAUGAAAUUUUUAUCCCCUGACGGGAGGUGCUACGCCUUUGACGAGCGUGCCAAUGGUUAUGCACGGGGCGAGGGAGUUGCAGUUCUGCUGCUAAAGCGACUUGAAGAUGCUCUUGCGGAUAAUGAUACGAUUAGAGCUGUCAUCCGGGGCACAGGUUGUAAUCAAGACGGUAAGACGCCAGGGAUUACUAUGCCAAAUAGCGUUUCGCAGGAGGCUUUGAUAAGGUCGGUAUACAAAAAGGCUGCUCUUGAUCCACUGGAUACAACCUAUGUCGAAUGCCAUGGCACUGGGACGCAGGCCGGUGACACAACCGAAGCCAGUGCCCUCUCGAAGGUUUUCAGUCCUGGGCGUCGAUUACCACUUCUGAUCGGAUCUGUGAAGACAAACAUCGGCCACCUUGAAGGUGCAAGCGGCCUAGCAGGUGUUGUCAAAUCUAUACUUAUGUUGGAGCAAGGCGUCAUUCUUCCAAAUCGGAAUUUUGAGAGACCAAACACGAAAAUCCCGCUGGAAAAAUGGAACUUGCGUGUACCUACAACUUUAGAGUGUUGGAAUAAUGUGAAAACACGUCGCGUAUCCAUUAAUAGCUUUGGAUACGGUGGGGCGAAUGUACAUGCAAUCUUAGAGAGUGCUACGGAUUUCCUUCGCGACAAUAGCAUGGGCACUGAUUCUACUCGUUUCGCGAGUAGACGGAGCGUUGUAGUCGGUAACGUUGGCCAAACAAAACCCGCUGUUUCGCUCGUCCAAGAUAUGUCCAGCAAUGACCGCUCUCAUGAAGAUCCCACUCCUCUGUUAUUCGCUCUCUCUGCAUUCGACUCUUCUGCAGGCGAUGCAUGGGCUAGAUCCCUCUCGAUCUAUUUAUCUCAGCGCCAGGGUUCAGAUGAAAAAACAAUCCUUUCAAGCCUCGCCUACACGCUAUCGGACCGGCGUACCUGGCACCCCUGGAAAGCUGCGUUGAGCGCUACAACCAUUCAAGAGCUCAUUACAAAGCUAGAGAAAGUACGAUUUGUUAACAUGGCGCCUCGCCACAAUAUUGGGUUUGUGUUCACUGGACAAGGCGCACAGUGGUGCGGCAUGGGACGCGAGCUUAUUAGUAUUUUUCCCCGGUUUCGUCAAAGUCUAAUCGCAUGCGAUAUAGCGCUUCAGAGUUUUGGAGCAGACUUUCAUGUCAUUGAUGAACUAGAAGCAGAUGUUGAAUCUUCUCGGAUCAACAAGGCAUUAUAUAGCCAGCCAUUAUGCACAGCAUUGCAAAUUGCACUCGUGGACCUGCUUGUCUCAUGGGGAAUUUACGCACAGUCUGUUACUGGACACUCCAGUGGUGAGAUUGCAGCAGCCUAUGCAGCCGGUGCACUCAGUCUCUCAGAUGCCAUGCUAGUGGCCUAUGCACGAGGUUGUGCGACCGCUAAUCUAGCCAAGAAGGGUGCAAAAGGAGCAAUGGCUGCAGUCAGUAUGGAGACACAAGAAUUGAGUCACAUCUUAUCUGCUUUGGAAAACGGAAAAGUGGGGAUUGCAUGCUUCAACAGUCCAACGAGUUGCACGGUAUCUGGAGAUAAGAGUGCUCUCGAUGAAUUGCAAGACGUCCUUCGACAAAAGGGAGUUUACAAUCGACGGCUGAUUGUUGAUGUUGCAUAUCACUCCCACCACAUGGAGCUUAUUGCAGACAGCUACCGAAGCGCUAUUUCCAGUAUCCAGCCUCUACCAGGCAGCGAUGUGAAGUUUUUCUCUUCCGUGACAGGGGAAUUACUUGACAAAAAUAAGCUCGGAGUAGAUUAUUGGGUGAGCAACUUGGUAGGCCAAGUGAAAUUCGCCCAAUCAUUAAGCUCGUUGGUCAGCUCCCACCAUGGUACCGGUACCCCGCAGAUCCAAGCCUUGAUCGAAAUUGGUCCACACGCAGCUCUCGGGGGGCCAAUCAGCCAAGUUAUAGAUUCUGAACCACUCGCGAACCCCACAGGGUAUUUUUCUGCCCUAGUACGGAAGAAGAACGCGGUAACUACUAUACUUUCCCUUGCGGCCGACCUAUUCUUGUCUGGAUAUCCUAUUCAACUCUCGGCUGUGAACCAAAAUUGCAACUCCAGGCAUACCCCGCUCGUUGAUUUGCCGUCAUAUUCUUGGAAUCAUUCCAAGGCCUACACGGCCGAGUCGAGAAUCAGCAAAACUUACCGGCAACGACGAUAUCCUAGACUGGACCUCAUCGGCGUGUUUGAUGUUCAUUCGAGCGUGCUAGAGCCUCGCUGGCGACAAGUCAUCCGCUUGUCGGAACUGCCUUGGCUACAGGACCACAAGAUCCAGUCUUCCAUCCUCUACCCAGUAGCGGGGUAUAUCGCGAUGGCCAUUGAGGCGGCAACUCAACGUAACCAGAUGAGAGAGAUGGGAAACGAUAUCUUGGGAUAUCAGUUUCGUGACGUCGCGAUCAGCUCUGCUCUUACAAUACCUGACAUGCCUGGCCAAGUCGAAGUUUUUAUUACACUGAGAUCUUUUUCUGAAAGUGUACGAUCACCAUCGAAUCUUUGGGAUGAGUUUUCUAUUUCGUCCGUAAACGACGAAAAUCGAUGGACGGAACAUUGUCGCGGCCUUAUAUCCGUACUGAAAUCGUCCAAAUUAUCUAACCUAGUCAACGGCAAAAUGCAGGACGCGUCAACAAUAGCAUGUCAGCACGACCUUCGCGAAGUUUUUGCAACUUGUUGCAAGACAGAAUGGGAUGUUAAGGAUAUGUAUGAGCACUUUUGGGAGACAGGGAUGCAAUAUGGUCCAACUUUUGCAAACCUCUGUGAUGUGCGUUGCACAUCCAACAAAUGCAUUGGCAAAGUAAAGGUUCCAGACACAGCAGCUGUUAUGCCGAUGAAACAUGAAGCUCCUUUCAUCAUCCACCCAGGCACGCUAGACAGCAUCAUCCAAACAUACCUACCAGCAUUAGUGCAGGCCGGCCAUCUAAAGAGUGCGACCAUUCCAGUCGCAAUCGAGAGCAUGUUCAUUUCCCGAAACGUGACACGACAGGCAGGGGAUUUACUCACGUCUUAUGCAUCGUCAACUCGCAAAGAUUAUCGAUAUUUUUCCACGAGUAUGUCAGUUUUUGCCGACGGACCUAGCUCAGAAAAUCAAUUAGUAAUCACGAUAGACGACAUGACGUUGGUGGCUCUGGACAGGCCAAAUUCAAGCGAAGAGAGCGGGGAAGCAUUGCCAUUGGCGUUCAAUCUACACUGGAAGCCUGAUGUAGACAUGUUGACUGAAGAACAGCUAGUCGAGAUGAUAAAUGCCUCUACAAAAGUCAAGGACCAUAUCGCGGCAAAAAAGAUGAAGCAGACUGCGGCACAGCUAGGCAAAGAAAUACUCGCGAGGGUGCCUUUUGAACAAGCACAAGUGGUUGGAGAAUCGUCACGGCACCUUUGGAAGCUCUUACAUGCUUCAUUAGAGAGUUUAUCAACACCGGAUCACAGGGGCGCCCUGGAUGAAAUCUCCUCACUGAAAAAUGUCGAUUCAACGCUAGCACAGGCAGCUGAUAGACUGUCGAACGUCCUCACGGGACGGGUCGCUCCUAGCGAUGUCGCCUCAAUGUACGAUCUCAUGGAGGCAGUUAGAAUACCUGAACUUUACGAUAAUAACCUACCGACCGCAACGUAUCUCCAUCUUCUAGGGCACAAAAAACCGAGUCUGAGAGUGUUAACUGUAGGACCUCAGUCAGGACCUACGUCUCUGAACUUGCUCAUGCUCCUAGCUGAGUUAGGGGGCGGUGAGAUCCCUUUCGCUGUCCUCCAUCAUAGUGACGCAGAGCUCAAUAUUGAUCAGACCGUCAGGUCGAGGUUUCCAUCAUGGGCUGAUUCGGUGGGUUUCAGAGACGUCUUCAAUGAGAGUGGAGCAUCACAGCAAAAUCCUCCUAUCGUCAACGAGACUUAUGAUAUCGUUGUUGCGUUUAACGUGUUAGGGUCCAGUCCAGGGUUUUCGAAGACACUGUCGGCUGCCGCACCUCUAUUGAACGCUCGAGGCAAGAUUCUUCUUGUAGAUAAUUCGCACAAGUCGCCCAUGGCUGCGUUGGUUUGGGGCCCGUUGCCCAGCUUCCUGUCAACCUGGGUCGAUGAGAAAUCAGCCGACUCGCCAGACGUUGACUGUGCAGUGCAAAGCAUGGGUUACGAUAUUUAUGCAAGGCUCUGUCCAAACGUCACAGUUAUACAGAGAGCAGCCCAAGUUCAAAAAGCCGAGAAGACGAUCGGCCUGGAUGUACUCGUGGUGACUGACGGAGAACCGGCUGGAGUCGACUUGCAGCAAUUGCAAACACUCUGCGAAGAUCAGUAUGCGGAAGUGCAUGUGGCGUCGCUCGAACACGCUCGCCCAAGACCAGGACAAGCAUGCAUAGUGCUAAGUGAACUAUCGAGACCCGUAUUGGCGGCGCCGACGGCAGCCGAAUGGGAGGCGGUGAAGAGAAUCACAGAUACGUGUUCAGGCAUAGUUUGGGUAACAAGGGGUGCAGCAGAUAAUGUCUGCUCUAAUCCUCAAGUCUCACUGAUACAAGGGUUUGCCCGCACAGUUCGGGCCGAAGCUGGUGAUAAGCCCAUUACGACGCUAGAUCUCGACAACGAUAAGGUACUUUCGGCGCAGGCCGCAGCGGCAUACAUUGCCGCCGUUUUUCAACGAAUGAUGCAGGGUGGCGAAGACAUUGACGUAGAGCUGCAGGAACGGCGCGGCAUUCUCCAUGUCGCGAGGCUAAUCGAGGACGGCGAUGCGGCGAAACAGCUGCAGGGAGAGGCGACAGCGAUGGAGCUUCGCCUGGACCAGGCGGGGCCUUGUCGCUUGUUUGCGGGCACACCCGGUCUGCUCGACAGUCUGCACUUCACGGUGGACGACCGCGUUCAAGAGUCAUUGGAGACUGGUCAGAUUGAGGUGCAGGUCCACGCAACAGGCAUUAACUUCAAAGAUGUCAUGAUGGCUAUGGGCCAGAUCGCCGUCGAAGACUUAGGUUGUGAGUGUAGCGGUGUCGUAUCCGCUGUAGGAGACGGUGUUGUUGGGUUAAGAGUAGGGGACCGCGUCGCGUGCAUGGGGCCAGGAUCCUUCUGUACACAGCUGCGGGUUGAUGCAAGGCUGGCCCAUCGCAUUCCGCAUCACAUGGAGCUAGAGACAGCUGCGGCGCUUCCCAUCACCUAUGUGACGGCGUAUCACUCGAUCCACAAUAUUGCUCAUCUGCGCCAUGGUGAGACCAUCUUGAUCCACGCUGCUGCCGGCGGGCUGGGACAGGCUCUAGUUGAACUUAGCCAGCUGGUCGGCGCACGCGUUCUCGUCACUGUUGGCAGCACAGAGAAGAAACGUUUAAUCAUGCAACGUUUCAGAUUGUCGGAAGAGGACAUUCUUUUCAGCCGCGACACUAGCUUUGUCCACGAUGUGAUGCGACUGACAAACGGCCGUGGCGUCGACGUAAUCAUGAACUCUCUAGCUGGAGAGUCGUUGCGUCAGUCCUGGACCUGCAUUGCACCAAAUGGACGUUUUGUUGAGCUGGGCCAGCGUGAUAUUACUGUCAACUCGCGACUGGAUAUGGCUCCCUUUGCACGCAAUGUUUCGUUCACGGCUUACAACCUAGCCUACAUGCUGCGCCAUGACCCGCAGGCAGCGCAUGAAGUUUUAGCUGAAGUGCUAGCUUUGUAUGACCAAGGCAAGCUCAGAGGGCCAGAACCUCUCGAGAAGUGUACCUUCUCGCAGCUAGGCAACGCGUUCCGCAAAAUUCAGACCGGCCGUCACAUGGGCAAAAUGGUUGCUGUCGCUAAUCCAGACGAUAUGGUCUGGUAUAAGCCUCCACCCGCCAGCCGGCGCACCCUCUUUCGCCCAGACGCCUCGUAUCUACUUGUUGGCGGAGUGGGUGGUCUUGGCAGUGCUACUGCUUUGUGGAUGUCGACGCGCGGAGCCCGUCAUCUGCUAUUGCUCAACCGCUCAGGUGCUGACACCGAGGCCGCUCGCACAACCCUCGCUACGCUGCGCGCCAACGGUUGCACAGCCACUGUCCUCGCUUGCGACGUUGCUGAUAAAGCCCAGCUUUCUUCUGUCCUAGCUGAAGCCAGAUCCAACUGGCCACCCAUUCGUGGUGUCAUUCAAGGCGCCAUGGUGCUGCGCGACUCCAUGCUUGCAAACAUGACGCUAGAAGACUAUAUGGCCGUCGUACGCCCAAAGGUGCAAGGCACAUGGAAUCUGCAAACUCACUUACCAGCAGACUUGGACUUCUUCAUCCUGGAGUCGUCUAUCAGCGGUAUCAUUGGGAAUCCUGGUCAGGCUGCGUAUGCUGCAGCCAAUACAUUCCUCGACGCCUUUGCACGCUGGAGGAGGGCACGCUGUCAGCCCGCCACUGUUAUUGAUAUUGGCGCUGUCCAUGGCAUUGGGUACCUAGAACGGAAUGUUGACGUAAAACUUUCUAUGGAGCGCCAGGGUUUCGCUUUUACCGAUGAGCAGCUUUUGAUGCGUCUUUUGGAGUUCGCCAUCUCCCACUCGUCGCGCGAGCCUCAUCGUGCUCAAAUUGUCACUGGCUUGGGUCCAUGGCAUCCUGACACUUCACUUCCUGGUCUGAACGCACCCCUGUUUUCGCGCUAUCGCAUGCUUUCGUGUCAAAACUCUACUGGCUCUACAGACGUCGAUACAUUGCGUGGCAUCUUGGCGCAAUCCUCAAGCUUUGAUAGUGCAGUAACUAUCGUGCUUAGUGCCCUUGUGGAUCAGGUUGUCUCUCGCACAGAGAUUCCUAUCGAAAAUGUACACACUACAAAGAGUUUACAAGACUAUGGUAUCGACUCUUUAGUUGCAGUUGAGCUGAGGAAUUGGCUGAUAAAAGAUAUGGACAGUGUUGUGCCGAUGCUGGAGCUGCUUGGUGCAGAAUCUUUAAGUGCGUUAGCGGUUAAAAUUGCUGCAAGGAGUCAGCUCAUCAGCACAAAUAAUAGGGGUUAA
Molecule: messenger RNA, 7587 nt
Organism: Bipolaris maydis ATCC 48331
Lineage: Eukaryota; Fungi; Ascomycota; Dothideomycetes; Pleosporales; Pleosporaceae
Gene: PKS1
Biological process (GO): fatty acid biosynthetic process; secondary metabolite biosynthetic process
Molecular function (GO): oxidoreductase activity; fatty acid synthase activity; phosphopantetheine binding
Source: RefSeq, a predicted model, not a curated record